Molecule: messenger RNA, 2849 nt
Organism: Pseudo-nitzschia multistriata
Lineage: Eukaryota; Bacillariophyta; Bacillariophyceae; Bacillariales; Bacillariaceae
Source: the annotation of a GenBank genome assembly
GCAUCAAUAUUCGGCCACCGGUGAUCCGGCAACGGACAUGGACAAAAUCAGAUUCCGUUUGAAUUCAUUUGUCGUAUGAUCAUCCGAUUCAUCCUUAAAAAGAACACUCAUAAGCAUCCCCUGCUUGGCGUAAUCCACACGAGACCCUGGUAACUGCUGAGUUACUAGGUUUCGUUCUGAUCCCAUCCGUCGAACACAUUCCGUACCGACCAGAUAUUUGCAGCUGUUUCCUUCAGUUGGCAAUAACUGCAUUAUAAGGCGAAGGUGUCGACGGAGAAGUCGACGGAGAAGCGUCGAGAAACUAUUAUAGCGAGGAUCAAUCUUCCGUGGAGGAAAGGAAGAAAACCAACAGAAGCGAGAGAACGAACUGCAUGACAUCAUGAGACGAUCGCGGAAAAAGCAAACCGCAGCGACGGUAUCCAGAGAAGAGACAGGACCUCCUCCCGUCGUUCCACAAGUUAGGAGACAGCAGCCUCCACCGGAAGUUUUGCAGCAGCAACGGAAAAAACACCAAGACGAAAUAACCAACUUGACCACGAAGAACUAUCGCUUAGCAAAGGAAUUGGUAGGUUUUCCUCUGAAUUGCAAACAAUCGAAUUCCCAGACGGAGGAGUGUGGCUCCGGUGCAGAACAUAGCUGGGCGACCUUAUCCAUUUACCACCUUUGUAUCAGCGAAUAUGUGCUCACGAUUCAUAUCUCUUUCCUCUUUUAUGUUCUGUGAAACAAUUUCACAUGACUUCAAAACGGGUCGGUCAUCAAGGCUGAUCUUCGUCUUAAGCAUCGAGACGAAUGCAAAAAUGUGACGAGGCUAACGAUGGAAAAUGUAAGUCACCGAAAGCGGGGGAAAUCGGUAUGGAAACCUAUAAUCAUUUCUUGUUUCUAUUUAUUACCUGAUCAUGGCAUUUUUUAAUCGUUUCUAAUCCGUAUUUCGUUCUUGGUAGAUGAACCUGGCAUCCAGAUGUCGAGAGGCAAUAAGUCACGUGGCCAUGCUUAAGAAAGAGCUUGCCAUGCAACAAAAGAGAACCUCCCAAGCGUUGGCAUCACAACGCGAGCAAACGAGACGAAUGACCGAUAGUCUUACGAAUAGUUUUAUUACGUUCAGUUCCCCUGAGUCUGCUGAUCGAAAAUCACAACAGAACAACAGCAUCGAAAAGAGCAAGAGCCAGCGCGUCGGUCAAGACGAGGAUGACAACAUGAUGAGACUAGUGUCAAGUACGCCCUCGCCCGAUCGAGUUGAUCUUCGUCAACGAAACAACAAUAAUGUUGAGAAACACAAGGAAAAUGUUAAGUCUACGACAAUUACCACCAGACCAUCGAGUCCAACAAAAGAAAUCAGAGAUUCGCCUGCAACAACAGCUACGAACAGUCCGUACAGCGAUUCCGCAGACAGUGAUUCGACACCAGGCAGAAAUUCUGAAGACGAAAACGACAAAGAUGAGAAGAAAGAACUUUACUCAACUCCAAAAAAGAGCCUGAGAUCGCAAUCCCCCGCAUUUCAAGGUGUACCAGUCGACGAUGAUCCCAUCUUCCCAUUUUCUGCCUCCCCACAUGCCUUCAGCAAAUCGAACUCGAAUCGUGGAAGUAGUUCAUACGAUGAAGAAUUUCCCCCUGACACUAUCGAACAACCCGAAAGUAGUGGGAAUGCGAAAUAUGCCAAACCUGAUAGAAAGCUUAGUCUGAUGAACAGCAUCGAUGCGUUUGAGCAAUCCUUUUCAACUGAUUUCCCUGACUCGUUCACUCCAAAAGAAAGCAACAGUGUAUCGCCGCCAUCAGAAUCUGUGCAAAACAUUUACAACCCGUUCUUUGCAACGCCCGAGAAGAAAACGGGAAAAAAGAAUUCCUUCGUGUACAGCACGCCAGAAGAAGGGAAGAGAAACCUGAAGCCUACGGCCGACAUCGGAAUUGAGUGCGCGGAAAAUGUACCGAUGACUGUUUCCGGCAACACAAGUAGUGGUGAACCGCUACCGAAAAGGCCCGAAAAGGUAACUCCCUCAGCGGCACGUGCGAGAUAUGAAAAGGCAUUGCACCCUCGGAUUGACACCACCAAUUCGAGUAUGAAUGGCGCAAUCAAAGACAUCGAAAAGGGAUCUUCUUCUGAAACCAAUAAAAACCCGACAGCCCUCGUUCGAAGGAUACAGCAAAAGAAACGAUUGGACAUGAACUUGGAAUCUAUGUCGAAGGGCAACGGUCCAGUGGUAGAAUCUCCGACAAGAAAAUCAAUCAUAGAUAUUGUUGAUACUUUCGAACACAGUGUGAUCGAGGACGUCGACAGCGGCAAAGAUCAGAAAUCACCAUCUCGUUUUCAAGGACCUAUUCGAAGCUUGAGGCGCCGAAGUGUGAAGCAGCCUAUUUCCUACGCGGAACCGGCACUGAAUACAAAACUAAGACGUGGUGACACUUUCUUUCCCAAGACUGGUCCUGAAGUGACAGACGGUGGCGCCAAAACUGACAGCCAACGCAAAGCAAUGAGUGGCGUCACAUCCGCAGCAAUCGUUUCUCCAUAGGAAGAUUAUCACAAGAGUAUUUAUUCCAUCGAUUACCGAUCACCUAUACGACGAAGCCAAACUUUCCGUCACUUGAUGACGCGAUAAUUCUCCCAUCCUAAUUACUUUUCGUUCUGGCUAGUUGCAUUUACUCUGAAUAGCUUUGAAAGAGACCUAGUCGGUCCUAAUCGUAUAACGAUGCAGACUAUCUUCUACUGUGUGAAUUAGAAAUAAUGCAACGUCAUUUUGGAAUCUUUUACUUUGAUUGGUUCUACACGCAACCCGAAAAUUCCAAGAAGUAGGAUAGUGUCGAUGUUGUAUUAUUUGAUUCACUACUCGAGACUCUAAUAUACCCUUCAAUGCUGG